CUGGUACUGGGAAGAGAACAAAGGAAAAGACAGAAAGCGCACGUCAGAACAAGCCUGUUGGCUUGGCUGUGGUCUUGGAUGGGUAGGGAGUUUCAAAAGAAUCUCUUCUCAAUCUCAUCCACAUCUCUCUCUCUCUCUAGAUCUCUCUCAUCUUUCAUAUUUUACAAUUGUUUUUCUGUUUAAUGGUGAAUCUUCUUGGUUUUAGCAGCAACUAGCUAACUAGGCUACAAGAGGGUCUGAGCUAAGAUCUCAGGACGCCAUGUCAUAGAUGUAAAGAUGAUCUCAUGAAUCUCAUACUUUAAUUUGUGUCGUUAUUCACACAAAGCUGUUUAGUUUAAUAUAGAAAGGAAGAGGAUGAAUGAGACUUCUGCCACUCUGUACUCUCAACAGCCCUCUGCGUCUACAAAUCUAGCACCACCACCGAAGAAGAAGAGGAGUCUUCCAGGCAAACCAGACCCAGAAGCAGAAGUGAUAGCUUUGUCCCCCAAAAGUCUCUUAGCAACAAACAGAUUCAUAUGUGACAUCUGCAACAAAGGGUUUCAGAGAGAUCAAAACCUUCAGCUUCAUAGAAGAGGGCAUAACGUGCCCUGGAAGUUAAAGCAAAGGACAGGCGAACAGGUAAGGAAAAAGGUGUAUGUAUGCCCAGAGCUAACAUGCGUACACCAUGACCCGUCAAGGGCUCUUGGGGACCUCACAGGAAUCAAGAAGCACUUUUCCAGGAAGCAUGGGGAAAAGAAGUGGAAGUGUGAAAGGUGCUCAAAGCGUUAUGCAGUUCAAUCAGACUGGAAAGCUCACUCUAAGAUUUGUGGCACUCGAGAGUAUAGAUGUGAUUGUGGAACCCUUUUCUCUAGGAGGGACAGUUUCAUCACUCACAGAGCCUUCUGUGAUGCUUUAGCACAGGAGAGUGGCAGAGCAAUCACAGCGACAAACUCACUUCUCCAUAGCCAUGGAAUCCAAGCAGCACUUCCAGUACUGAAAAGAGAACAAGAACUAAAUCUUGCACCAGAAAUACAACCAUGGUUGGCUGGUCCCUCCCCAUUAAAUCUCUCCUCGCAUCUAUUUUCGACAAAUUUAGCCCACCAUGAAAACCCUAGCCCUAACUCUUCUAAACCUGAUUCUACACUUCCCCCCUUUCAACCAGCAGCUUCCCCACACAUGUCGGCAACUGCAUUAUUGCAAAAAGCAGCACAAAUGGGCGUUACAAUGAGCAAACCCUCACCAUCACCUACAGCUGUUUCUUGUUUGGGUCUGUCUUCACGUGAAGAAAUGGGAAGUGGGUCUCAUUCAUUGGCAUCUUUCGGGAAUAAAGCUGCUGUUGUCACCAGUAGUACUGGGUUCAUUGAGCAGGGCGUGCCUGCUGCAAACUCAGGAUCAUGUGGAGUUCAUUCUCAGCUUCUUCAUGACAUGAUGAUGAGGUCUUUGCCUUCUUCAACUGGGUUUGAAGGAUCUUCCUUUGAAGAGGAUUAUCAUAGGAUGAUUAUGAAUCCAAAAAGGGAGGGUGAUUUUCAGGAUGCUCUCUCAAAAGCAACGGAAUCACCAUUUAGCAAAAGCAAUGGAGGUGGCGGCAACGAUGGACUGACAAGAGACUUUUUGGGUGUUGGGGCAUUCUCUCAUAAAGAUUUUCUCAACAUGGCUGGCUUUGAUUACAUGAAUCCUUCUUCAACAUAUGGACAGCACAAUCAGAACCAACCACCUUGGCAAGGUUAGCCUUUGGCUGACCUUGCUUUCUUUUCUUCUUUCUUUCUUUCUUCUGCUUCGGUACCUUUUAGUGACCUAGCUUUUAAGUCCUUCCCUAGAAAGAAAGAGCAGCACCUAUCAUUUUGCUGGAUCAGGUUUGGAAUUGUUUCGAUUAUCAAUUAUUUGUUGUUGGAAUUCAUCAUAUGUUUAUUAUUAUUAUUAUUAUUAUAAAUGGAGAAAUAUGCAAGCGAUAAGCAUGCUUAUUCAUUCCACAGAGAACGUGGAAGUAAUUUAUAUUUUUUUCUUAGUAAA
Molecule: messenger RNA, 1989 nt
Organism: Alnus glutinosa
Lineage: Eukaryota; Viridiplantae; Streptophyta; Magnoliopsida; Fagales; Betulaceae
Product: protein indeterminate-domain 12-like
Exons: 4
Coding region: 355-1707 (450 amino acids)
Cellular component (GO): nucleus
Molecular function (GO): DNA-binding transcription factor activity
Source: RefSeq, a predicted model, not a curated record